This is a messenger RNA of Galleria mellonella (greater wax moth), 4716 nucleotides long. RefSeq lists its product as uncharacterized. The record is from RefSeq and is a predicted model, not a curated record. The transcript has 6 exons. Lineage: Eukaryota; Metazoa; Arthropoda; Insecta; Lepidoptera; Pyralidae. Bases 554 to 2596 code for a protein of 680 amino acids.
CGAAAUGUUGAUAAAUAAAUUGUCUAUAAAAAUUUAUAACAAUAGUUACGCAAGAGGGGAGGCGCAGCCUACGAAGCUUCUAGCAGCGGGACAGGCGAGCCGAGAGUCAGCCUCUGGAACCCGCGGGAUCUCCCGGGCAGCCGGUCGACGUUCCCUCGCAUAAAAAUCGCGAAUCGCAAUCCACAUUACUGUAAAUUCAACGGAAUAACCUAGAAAACAAUACGUGAAUAGUGUUUGUGCAUUAAAAUGCGUUUCCCGCGUAAUUCUACGAAUGUCAAUUUUAAAUUUGGAAUAUAACCUCACCUUGUGAGAUGGCCAGUGUAUGAAUGAAGUCGUUAAGCCGAUACGUGAUAUUCGAACUAUUUCCUGUUCCUAUACAAAAGUAAUAGGUUUUUGGUGACCUUUUUUUUUUUGUAAUAAGAAAAAGUGAACAGUGAUGAAAAUAUGUUAUCAAAGGUGAAAAGCGGCCUGGUGACAGACUGACGUCCGAUGGAUCCCCCCUAGCGGAAUGGAGUGAAACUUACAAAAAAUGGAAACUUGAAUAGCCGAGAAAAUGACUAACGUUAAAUUAAAAUUGAUGUUCUUCCUUCUAAACUCCCUCUUGACCGCUGACAUUAUUCACGCUAGACCGUAUUCCGACAGAAAUUCUACAGAUAUUAUAAUUAAAUUUAGUAAUAAUAAUAACACAUUCAAUAUACCUGUAGACUCUAAUUCCGAUACGCUAAUCGUUGCGAACGAUGAUGAAACACCAGAGGAAACAAACAAAAGUUCCAACAAUCAAAUGGAGGCUAUAGUUAACGCUGAACAAGAUAGAGACGAAGCUAUGUCAGAGAAGGUGAUGAAAGAUCAAAUAAGCAUCGCAGAUGCAGAAAAGAAGGACGCUGGCGGCGUAGAGAAACAAUUAAACAUAUCAGGUUCUACGUUAGAACAAAUUAUGAAUUCUGAAACUGAUAGGGAUGAAACCUUAACUGAUAUUUUGUUUAGAUCAGAAUCAGAAUUCGCUGAUGAUAUGCCCAAGUUUGAGUUUCUAAUCGCUACAAGGAUCAAUGAGAGCGAUACAAACAGGACUGUUAAAGAUUCAGGUUUUAGUGAUAAUAGUUUAGACAGGGUAAGGAACAGUAGUGAUGUGUUAAAAAAAGUGGAUUACGUGGAGCUAGUGGAAGUAUUGAAGCCUAAAAUAAGCGAGAACAAGAGCGCUUAUUCAAUGAACAUAACGGGUCACGAAGUGGACAAUGACCUAGCGCCAGAUACAAUUUUAUCCGUGUUCUCAGGUUUCACUGACGUGCAGACCUUGUUCCUGGCAUGCUUCGGGACGCUGCUGCCCUUGCUCGCUGUCCUCUUCGCUACGCUUCUCAUCAGGUGCAUGUGCCGGCGCUGGUGUCCUGGCUGCUGCAAGAAGUCCACCAGCUCCUCAGUCUCGGAGAGCAGCGAGAAACAAGAGGCCAAUCAGCAGCUGAAGUCACCGACGGAGGAGAGCGCUGGCGAUGCCAUAGAGAACGGCGAGGCACCUCCAGCCAACGGCUCCAUCUUCACCAUGACCCUCAAAAACAACCAUCUGAUUGUGGAAACUGAAGAAAGAAAUGAUAUCACUAAAAAUGGCCGCGAAACGAAAAUGAAGUACUCCCCAGACAACGACGGGAUAUUUGUUGUCGAAGUACAACAGUCGACUGCUUACAGGCCCAAUAAUAAUAAAUCUCUCCAAAAUUCACCACCUCACGAUCCUCAAAUAUCAACAAACCAGGCUCUGAUCCAUCGUGUUCCUGAGGAGUUAGACAAAAAGAUUGAUGAAGAAAGAAGUAGCGGGAAAUUUGAGAGAGAAAGGACACUAGCUUUAUCUAGUACUGGAUUAUCGAUAUCAGAUUUAAGUAUGUCUUCUAUCGGGUCUCACAACGUCAGCUACUCUUAUGGAAGCCAGGUGGGGUAUGAACAAGGACCAUUUGGAUAUCCACUCUAUGCUGGCUACGAUAUAUCUAAAGACGAAGUGGAGGGUAUAGUUUAUGAUAACUCACAGGAACCUUUAAUAUCAAAAACACCGACUGAUCCUGAUAAACCUGUUGUGACAGCUGCUAUUUUCAAACAAGAUUCAAUUAUUGGUAACGACGCUUUGCAAGGGCCCGGUUAUUGUAUCGAAGGUUCUAGUGACGGUCCCUUACUAUCCGAUGUUCAAGCUCGAGAGUACAGUCUCCAACACUUAUAUGACCAAAGAGAAAAAAAGAUAGAAAACGGUGUAGCUGUACCGAUAUCUGAUAAAAAUGAUUCUCCGAAAAAAGCUGUAAGUAGAGCUGAUAGUUUGCCGGUUCGGUUAGAAGAAGAUAAAGUUCCAGAUAAUGUCAUUGUGAUUGAUCAAAAUUCUGUAAUGGAAACAAUUAAAGAAGAUGACGUACCUAAAGAAGCGUUUAAAGGGAAAAGAGCGUCAUUGCCAAUCAUAAGGACUGAUAUGUACGAAUCGGUCAAAGAUGCUAUAUUGCCAUCUGGAUCACCGAAGUUUGAGAAGCUGAUGAAUGAUGCUUCUCCGAGUGAUAAUAUCUUUGAACCACCGCCGAUGAUCACUAUAACAGAGGAGAACGAGUCUGGCAAGUCUGAGGUGGCUAGUUAAUUUCCAGGAGGUCCACUUUUACUGCAUGUAUAUAGAUGUAAGCCAAAAUGUGAUUAGAAAGUUUGGGAGAUAUUCGAAUUUUUGGUGAGAUAUUGAUUCGGCACCAGCAUUCUUGUUAAAUUCAAUUGUAUUUUCCAAAGAAUUUUGAUGACACUAUUUGCAUAUUAUUUUUAUAUUUUGAUUAUUUAUAGAACCUAAAAGAUUUAGAAUUAAUUGUAAAUGCCGAAAUUUUUCAACUUUGUAGAAUAACUCUUCUUUAUAGAUAACUAGAAAGCAUGGCAGACUACCGUUAUCCAUAGUUUAUGUGAAACCCUUAUGAGGUUAAUCUUCCAUAGAUACAGUAGAUAGAGUUUUUGAAUUCACUACACCUAUAUUCUCUGACAUUCGAGACACUUUCAUUGAAGCUAGAUUAAGUGUACUUUGUGAUAAUUAUGUGACUUAUUGGCCACAUUAGGUCCUGUUCUUAUCGGAUAUAGUUCUCUUACGGAUUUGUUUAUUUCAUUUCAUAAAAUUAUAUAAUACAAUUGUUAGAUAUUAAUAUAUUACUCAUCUGUUCGGAGCUGGUGCCGUCAUAGAGCGUACACUAUUAGUUGUAAUUUUGUAAAAUUUAUCAGAUUAUUGUAGUUCCAGUGAUAAUCUAAGCUUCUGUGUCGGCCUGUGUUACGUUAUAUAUGAAAAUACUUUUGUGUUGGAGUUAAUUGUUGCUGUUUCUAUGUAGUUACCGUUGGACCGUCUGUGUGUUGCUCAGUAGCUGUCUAACUUUAUCUAAAUGUACGUAUAGAUUUAGCGUGACAUUCAUUCUGACAUAUGGUCGUUAUAUUUGAAACAUUACCCGUAUUUAUAGUAUUUUCUGUGCAUUUUAUAUUACGUUUAAGUUCAGUAUAAGUUACUAUUGUAAAAUAUUUUUAUAAAUUAAGGGUGUAAAUUACAUUUUAUAAUUUCUGUAGAGUAUUAUGUUUUGUAUGUAUGUAUGUAUGUAUAUAUAAUUAUUGGGUUACUAAGUAUAUGCGUACAAACUAACAGUACGAUAAUGUCGUUGUGCCACAAAUUAGGUUUUAAUAUGUAUAGAAUUGUACGUAUGUAUAUCUGAUAACGAAUGAUUGUUGGCAGUUAUAUGUAGUGUGCAUUGUUAAUGAUAGUUUUCAUCAUCAGUAUACUUGUGAUGAUCUAAUAAUAUCAUCAUUUAAAAUUUCCAAGGGGAGUUACUACUUUAUCAUAUAUUACUUUAUUAUGCUAUUAGCGAUAAGGUCACGCAUUUGUUUUCUCACUAUGAUUAUUUCUUGUAAUUUGUUUGUAUCUAUAAUGAGUUUGCUAUUGUAAUCUUUUGGAGGAAACAAUAAAGAAUAUCUAUCUAUCUACUUAGUUGAUAAUUCCAAUACUCUACUGAGUAUUGGAAAUAUCAAAUGUGAGAAACUGCUAUAUGUCCUGUUUGCUACGGCCUUACUAUAUAAAAUAUUUAAACCUACAGUUUAACCGUUUAUUAAACAAAUUUAAACUACUAUUUAUCUAAACAGAUUUUAACAAAACUGAUCUGUCUAAGUGAUCAAAUAUUGUUUAGUCAAUGUCCAAAAUUUAUAGAUUAUUAUAAUCAACUUUAUUACUUUUUGACCCGUUUUUGAGGCUCGAUGCUCUCUCUGUCUGUAUAAUUUAAACAGUGUAUAUUGUGUCGUCCAUGAUACUCUUCAUGCGUUGCUCUUCCUUAGUAUUAAAGCCUCUGCAUCAUCCAUGAAAACUCAACUGCUUCAAGGUUGAAACACGAACGGGACAGAGGUACCCAAGGAGACGACUUUUAUACAAAGUCCCCUUUGGUAAAAAUAAGUUUAUUUAUUCAUUUAUUUUACACUUUAUUGCACUAUUUAUAAAAUAGUAAAUACAUUUAAGUUCAUACAUACUAUAUUUAACUGCCAUACUUAAUGAAUUAUUCACACCAAUUUUGCUUGUAGUGUAAGUUAGUUUUCGUGAAAUAUAUUAUAAACUUUAUUUGUUAAACUUCUAAUGAGGAGUUCCCAUGUGUUUCAUAUUUUUUUUUAUACAACUUAGAAUGGCAAACAAGCUGGCGGCCUACUUGAAGGAUAGUGGUAACCGUCGCCUAUAGACAUGAGCAGUACCAUGGACAUAAC